AUGACCAACAAAAGGGAUACAAUCAUCACUUAUACGGGCAUUUCCAAUGAUCCCGCCAGCGUCAUCCAAGUCAGCACCGCACCGUGUGCAGAAACCCUCGCUGCAGAUGAGGUGCUUGUCGAGUUCAUUGCCUCACCCAUCAACCCGCAGGAUUUGCUCGUUAUUAGCGGCAAAUAUCCGGUGCAGCCCUCGAACCGCCACGAAGAACGCCUCAUUCCAGGCUACGAUGGCAUUUGCCAAGUAGUGGGCGUCGGAGCGGCCGUUAGCAAGCUGUGCGUCGGGGACAGAGCCAUUCCUCUGCGCCACGGCCUCGGCACGUGGCGCUCAUCAGCCAUUGUGAACGAGUCGCUGCUGAUCAAGGUGCCGGAAAAUCUCGAUCCAGUGGCUGGGUGUGUUCUCAAGAUGGGCGCCAUGGUGGCCGCGUGCCUGCUACGCGAGCGGCCGGCACUGCGCCCAGGGGACUGGAUCAUCCAGAAUGCCGGCGGCAGCACUAUUGCCACCAUGGUCUCCCAGCUGGCCAGGAUGUCUGGCGUGAAAACCUGUUCCAUCAUCCGGGACCGGCCGGCGGCACAAGAUGAGCGCCGACGCUUGCUUCAAGGCGGGGCCGACGCCGUCGUCACAGAGUCUGAGCUUGAGGCAGCCAGCGGCGCACCGCUACCUAUUCUACAGGGCAAGCGUGUUGUUCUUGGCCUCGACAGCGUCUUUGGCGAAUCAGGAACACGCCUUGUUGGCCAGCUGACGUUGGGGGCUACGUACAUCAACUACGGCUCGCUGGGGGGCAUGGACAAGGAGCUACGGUUGACGCAGCAGGAUGUGUUUUGGAAGCGCAUUACUUUCCGCAACUUUCGCCUGUCUGAGUGGACGGGCUCCAUGACUACGGAUGAAUUGCAGGACCUGCUGCAGUGGCUUAGCGAGGCCUUUGUUAGCGGGCAACUACGCGCGCCGGCCGUUCAGCUUGUGGAUGUAAGUGGCCAUGAUGCGGAGCACCAUGUGCAAGCUGCGCUGCGCAACUCAACCGCUUCGUCUGGGUGUGUUGGCACGAAAAAGUCUGUGCUCGUAUUCAGAAAGGGGAUUACGGGAGUGGAAUUACGGGAAACAACACCAGCUUCGGCGCCGAAGGAUCUGCCUGUGCGCGCUGCAGCCACUAUGGCAACAACUGGGCCGACGGGUGAUGUGGUGGUGGCGGCGCCGCCGGAGGCCACCGCCUCUGCAUAG
[Torrubiella] hemipterigena is the source of this 1215-nucleotide messenger RNA. The record is from the annotation of a GenBank genome assembly. Lineage: Eukaryota; Fungi; Ascomycota; Sordariomycetes; Hypocreales; Clavicipitaceae.